UGACACCAUCCGCCACUCCUCUUACUAAAGAAGGAAACAAACAUCCACCCAGCAAGAGCUGGAGAUCGCCACAGACAGAAGGGACGGGCCUGACGAAGGCGAGGACGGGAGAAUUUAACCCAUCCGAAGCAGUCUUUUCACGGACAACCAGGACACACUAAGACAGGAGGAGGUCGUGUGCGAGGAGCUGAAAAAUACCCCCCCCCCCAACAAACGUCAUCUUAUUCCAUUCGUCUCGAGAGAAACUCCCACCGUUUUUCAUCAGCAAUGGCCCAAGAGACAAACCAGAGCCCGGUGCCCAUGCUUUGCGCCACAGGCUGUGGUUUCUAUGGCAACCCCAGAACCAACGGCAUGUGCUCUGUAUGCUACAAGGAACACCUGACACGACAGCAGAGCAGCGACCGGAUGAGUCCACUCAGCCCCAUGGCUGCUAGUCCUACAUCAGAGGCCUCCGCAAUCCAGAGACUAGAAGCCAGCCUUGCUAAGGUCGAUGCCUCCCCUGCCUCGUCACCAGACAUGUCUAGAACUGUUCAAGGAUCUCUGCCUGUGACUCAACAAAUGACAGAGAUGAGCAUCUCGAGAGAGGACAAGUCAGAAUCUCUAGAACCUGUCGUAAACCAGCCAGCUGCCUCCAACCUGACGCCUGUAGCUUCUUCUAGCAGCGACGAUAGCAAAGAGGACUUGUCCAAACCUAAGAAGAAUAGGUGUUUCAUGUGCCGCAAGAGGGUGGGCCUUACAGGAUUUGACUGUCGCUGCGGGAAUCUCUUCUGUGGUAUCCACCGGUACUCUGACAAGCACAACUGCCCUUAUGACUACAAGGCUGAGGCGGCCGCCAAAAUCCGUAAAGAGAACCCCGUAGUGGUGGCUGACAAGAUCCAGAGAAUAUAAAUCUAGCAAGGCAGACAAAUGCAAGUGGCAGUGACGAAGAUAACACCUUUUUGAAAAAGACUCAAGUGUUUCACCUUUUGAAUUGAGCACUGGCAUGUGUGGCCAAGUGAAGAUGGAAAGGACUUGAUUUACAAAAUGAAAACCUCAAAACAUGAAAAAAAUCUGAGGGAGAUGCAUGAAUGAUCACUUCUAUCCUCUUUUGAUUAAUCCAGUUGUUUGUUCUAUCUUAUUUUCUGUGGUGUGUCUUUGCCGCCAUUAAAUCUUUUUUUUUCUUCUAAGAAUACAUAUUGUCUUAUGAAGAGCAGCCCAGAGUUGAUGUCCGAGAUAUGCUGCACUCUUCUCACCUUAACCAGGCGCCAUUCUGUGCCAAACUAGUAAUUUGCUCAGACCCUGUCAUGUGUCAGAAACCAUCAAAGAAUUGAGACCACGCUGGAGCAGCGUAUAACUGUCCCCCAAGAUGUUGCACAAGGGGCUCUGUUACUUGUCUCUUUCCCGGCUUUACCUACCUCACAGCUGCUCUGUUAGCCUCAUCAUCUUCCUUCUUUUUCCCUCUUUGUACUCGUCCACUGUGACCCCAGCAGAGCAGCAGGUCACGUCUUGUCCGCCUCAGUGACCCCUCUGAUCAGCAUUCUUAUGUUGACUGAUUGGUUUGAUUGUGAUGAGGCUUGUUCUUCAAUUCUGGAGGUAUAGUGCAGGACAGGGACAAAUAUUAGACUCCACAUUUCACUGAAACCCUUAAAGUGGGCAUGCUGGGUAAUAGUGCAGUGGCGGGCUGGGAGGGUGGAGGCCUCAGCUUAAUCUAGGCUGCAAAAUCGAAUGAGUGGAAUUAAUGCACGAGUUUCCUGUCACAUAACAGUUUCCAAAAAUUGGACUCAGUCUCGUUGUGUUUCAGGCAUUUUUACUUGCUUGCUGAGACUUUUUUUUUUCCCCUUUCACAUCAAUCUCAUACUGAUGUUGGCGCAUGUAUUGAAUGCAUUUGUGGAAUUAGGGUAUGUGAACCAUUUUUGUUUUUCCUUGUUUUUAUUCAUUUUAAGUGCGCUAACAACAUGUGUGUGUGUGUGUGUGUGUGUGUGUGUUGUCGUCAUCUGAGGAGACACGGUUUAUCAGCACAUGUUUACAGAGCUACAGGAGCAUGCCAGAGCUAGAUUUAUGAAAAAUAUACUAGACAACCACAAUUAGAUGUAACUUCUCAUCUGUCAAAGCUAUUGGUCUGUCUCUGUGUGUGUGUGUGUGCGCGCGUGCGUGCGUGCAUGAGCACAUGCCUGUGCAAAGUGUUUCAUGGCUGCCUGACAUGUUGUACGUGUGUGACUUGUGUUUUCACCCUAUGUGUUUUUCAUUUAAGGCAACUGUAUGUAUCAGUUGAGUUUUUCCUUUCUGAUUCUUAGUUAUAUGCAAAUUUGUACAAAAAUGAAAAAAACAACUAUCUUGAUAUUUAUGUAUUGCAUAUAAUCCUGCUAUCCAGCAUUACCACAGAAUAGUAUCAUGUAAAUAAAACUGUACAGAGACAUUA
Dunckerocampus dactyliophorus (ringed pipefish) is the source of this 2398-nucleotide messenger RNA. It is a transcript of the gene zfand5a, whose product is annotated as zinc finger, AN1-type domain 5a. Gene Ontology annotation, molecular function: zinc ion binding; DNA binding. Bases 268 to 888 code for a protein of 206 amino acids. The transcript is spliced from 6 exons. NCBI's taxonomy places the organism in Eukaryota, Metazoa, Chordata, Actinopteri, Syngnathiformes, Syngnathidae. The record is from RefSeq and is a predicted model, not a curated record.